This is a messenger RNA of Scleropages formosus (Asian bonytongue), 422 nucleotides long. RefSeq names its product cytochrome c oxidase subunit 7B (gene cox7b). The record is from RefSeq and is a predicted model, not a curated record. The transcript is spliced from 3 exons. Lineage: Eukaryota; Metazoa; Chordata; Actinopteri; Osteoglossiformes; Osteoglossidae. The coding region runs from base 60 to 296 and encodes 78 amino acids. Gene Ontology annotation, biological process: mitochondrial electron transport, cytochrome c to oxygen.
UUUUUCUGCAGCCUUCAAGGGUAUCGAGCGCUGAAGCGUAGGACCUGAGGGAAACAGUCAUGUAUCGUCUCUCUAAAGUAGCCGCGAACGUCGUAGCUCGCGGGAUCCGCCAGGCUGCAGUGCGACAAAACCAUCAUACCAGCGGCCCAGACUUCCAUGACAAAUAUGGCAACAUUUUGUUGCUCUCUGGAACCGUUUUCUGUUUGGGUAUCUGGGGAUAUGUGAUAACACAGACUGGAAUCACCUGGAACUUGUCUCCAGUUGGCAGAGUCACCCCCAAAGAGUGGCGCGAGUAAAGAAGGUGGCCCUGUGACGUCCUACAGAUACAAAAAUCUUCUGAACUGUUCUGUUGUACUUUCCCUGACCAGGUUCUGUUAUGAUGCUGGCUUUAUAUAUGUAAUAAAUGAAGAACUUGAAUCUGA